AUGGAAGAUCAGACGAUGUCUAAUUUAGAGAGAUCAAGGAUCGCCAGAGCAGAUCAAGGUACAUAUGAAACAGAGGUGAGCAUUGGCGGCAGAGAGGAUCUCGCGACAAUAACAGAAGAAUGCAGUAAAAACCCAGGACACACGACCUUUAAAUCUGUUGAAAAUCUGUCUCUACAAGACUUUCCUCAAGAAUACCAGGACCCCGAUGUGCUUGAGUGUGCCCUGCGACAAGCUUCGCUCACGGUAUGCCUGGUGGUCAAUUACACAAGCCCUAGUCGACCAGAAAAAUUUCCUGGAUCGGAUAACAAUUAUCCGUUUUAUAACAUGAGGGGUUCUAACGGAUCUCGAUUUGGUACGGGAUCCAUUUUGGCAAUCCACGAUAUUGAUCAGUACAGCAGCAAUUGUAAGUGUUACUGUAAAGAAUGUAUUGCGUCCGGAAAUCCCAAAACAGAGUGGGGAAAGAUAAUAGUUCUGACUGCGAAGCAUGUUGUUUUUAACGAUGAAGAAGGACAGCACACUGAGAUUGAACUGUUUUACGAUAGUGUGACACGUGAUCAGGUUUGUAAACUAAGUGGCACUGUUAAGUAUGAGCAAAUGGAUUAUGACUGGUGUAUGAUCUAUUGCCCAACACACGAUAUGACUUUGGUGAGGAAACUGCAAGACAAUUUACACCGUUAUGACGACUUGAAACGAAACCUUCAUACAAAAUACAUGCCACUAACACCGAAACUAGCCGUUGUUACGUCACACCCACAUGGGUGCCACAAACAGAUUACAGUUGGAACGUGGACUGAGAGAGAAGAACUUGGACCUAAACACACUCGUUAUACCUACACGGCAGACACAUGCCCAGGAUGCAGCGGGGCUAAAGUGUGGAUAUUGGCUGAGUAUGAGGAGUGUAUGCAUACCUGCCACAUGCAUAGUCAAGCCAUUACUGUUCACAGAAACAUGAGCGGAGUUGGGUGGUAUUAA
This is a messenger RNA of Candidula unifasciata, 972 nucleotides long. The record is from the annotation of a GenBank genome assembly. Lineage: Eukaryota; Metazoa; Mollusca; Gastropoda; Stylommatophora; Geomitridae.